Closterium sp. Naga37s-1 is the source of this 4308-nucleotide messenger RNA. The record is from the annotation of a GenBank genome assembly. NCBI's taxonomy places the organism in Eukaryota, Viridiplantae, Streptophyta, Zygnematophyceae, Desmidiales, Closteriaceae.
AUGGAACAAGGAAAGGAUGGGGCAACGCGGCAAGCAGAGGGACGAGAAGAGGGAGGAGCAACAGAAGAGCACGAUUCGGCUGUUCUGAGAGCAAUGACUGCUAAUGGGACUCAUGCUGCUGCCGCUACUUCUGAUCCAAGUCAAGAGUCGGGUUGUGAAGCAGCAGAUGAAGCAGCAGUGAUGUCUGCUUUGGAAGAUUUGCUCAACCUCCAUGUGAACACACUCGACUUGUACCGUCAGUUUGCCGAGUGCGACACACACUUCUCGUCCCUCCUCCCCAUGAUCACCGGCUACCGGAUACUCCGACAGGAUCCAGUGGAGUGUCUAUUUCAGUUCAUCUGCUCCUCUAACAACCACAUCUCCAGAAUAUCAUCAAUGGUGGAGGUGUUGUCACAGCAGGGUCCCCUCGUAGCCACCAUCAACGGUCGUCCCUUCCACGCCUUCCCCUCGCUGCACCGUCUCUCCUCGCUCUCAGAGCCCUACUUGAGGGAGCGCGGGUUUGGCUACCGAGCAGCGUUCAUAGUGCAGACCGCAUGCCAGCUUCACCAGAUGCAAGCCACAAGCGGCACAAGCGGCAGUGAGUGGUUGCAGGCGAUGCGGCAGCAGGCAUGGCAGGAGGUGGAGCGGGAGCUGUGUGUGCUGCCAGGCGUGGGCCCCAAGGUGGCCGCAUGUGUGGCGCUGCUGUCUCUGGACCAGCAUGCUGCUGUGCCCGUUGACACUCACGUCUGGCAGGUGCGGUGGAGUGUGGUGAGUUGGUUGCAUGCGGUGCUGGGCACAUCUGCUGUGCUGUGUGGUGAAGUGCGGGUCUGGGUGAUAAGCUGCUUGAAAGCAGGUUCAAGACAGCAGGUGUGGCAGGAGGUGGGGAGGCAGCUGUGCAUGCUGCCAGGCGUGGGCCCCCAAGGUGGCGCGUGUGUGGCACUGCUGUCGUUGGACCAGCAUGCUGCCAGGCGUGGGCCCCCAAGGUGGCGCGUGUGUGGCACUGCUGUCGUUGGACCAGCAUGCUGCCAGGCGUGGGCCCCCAAGGUGGCGCGUGUGUGGCACUGCUGUCGUUGGACCAGCAUGCUGCCAGGCGUGGGCCCCCAAGGUGGCGCGUGUGUGGCACUGCUGUCGUUGGACCAGCAUGCUGCCAGGCGUGGGCCCCCAAGGUGGCGCGUGUGUGGCACUGCUGUCGUUGGACCAGCAUGCUGCCAGGCGUGGGCCCCCAAGGUGGCGCGUGUGUGGCACUGCUGUCGUUGGACCAGCAUGCUGCCAGGCGUGGGCCCCCAAGGUGGCGCGUGUGUGGCACUGCUGUCGUUGGACCAGCAUGCUGCCAGGCGUGGGCCCCCAAGGUGGCGCGUGUGUGGCACUGCUGUCGUUGGACCAGCAUGCUGCCAGGCGUGGGCCCCCAAGGUGGCGCGUGUGUGGCACUGCUGUCGUUGGACCAGCAUGCUGCCAGGCGUGGGCCCCCAAGGUGGCGCGUGUGUGGCACUGCUGUCGUUGGACCAGCAUGCUGCCAGGCGUGGGCCCCCAAGGUGGCGCGUGUGUGGCACUGCUGUCGUUGGACCAGCAUGCUGCCAGGCGUGGGCCCCCAAGGUGGCGCGUGUGUGGCACUGCUGUCGUUGGACCAGCAUGCUGCCAGGCGUGGGCCCCCAAGGUGGCGCGUGUGUGGCACUGCUGUCGUUGGACCAGCAUGCUGCCAGGCGUGGGCCCCCAAGGUGGCGCGUGUGUGGCACUGCUGUCGUUGGACCAGCAUGCUGCCAGGCGUGGGCCCCCAAGGUGGCGCGUGUGUGGCACUGCUGUCGUUGGACCAGCAUGCUGCCAGGCGUGGGCCCCCAAGGUGGCGCGUGUGUGGCACUGCUGUCGUUGGACCAGCAUGCUGCCAGGCGUGGGCCCCCAAGGUGGCGCGUGUGUGGCACUGCUGUCGUUGGACCAGCAUGCUGCCAGGCGUGGGCCCCCAAGGUGGCGCGUGUGUGGCACUGCUGUCGUUGGACCAGCAUGCUGCCAGGCGUGGGCCCCCAAGGUGGCGCGUGUGUGGCACUGCUGUCGUUGGACCAGCAUGCUGCCAGGCGUGGGCCCCCAAGGUGGCGCGUGUGUGGCACUGCUGUCGUUGGACCAGCAUGCUGCCAGGCGUGGGCCCCCAAGGUGGCGCGUGUGUGGCACUGCUGUCGUUGGACCAGCAUGCUGCCAGGCGUGGGCCCCCAAGGUGGCGCGUGUGUGGCACUGCUGUCGUUGGACCAGCAUGCUGCCAGGCGUGGGCCCCCAAGGUGGCGCGUGUGUGGCACUGCUGUCGUUGGACCAGCAUGCUGCCAGGCGUGGGCCCCCAAGGUGGCGCGUGUGUGGCACUGCUGUCGUUGGACCAGCAUGCUGCCAGGCGUGGGCCCCCAAGGUGGCGCGUGUGUGGCACUGCUGUCGUUGGACCAGCAUGCUGCCAGGCGUGGGCCCCCAAGGUGGCGCGUGUGUGGCACUGCUGUCGUUGGACCAGCAUGCUGCCAGGCGUGGGCCCCCAAGGUGGCGCGUGUGUGGCACUGCUGUCGUUGGACCAGCAUGCUGCCAGGCGUGGGCCCCCAAGGUGGCGCGUGUGUGGCACUGCUGUCGUUGGACCAGCAUGCUGCCAGGCGUGGGCCCCCAAGGUGGCGCGUGUGUGGCACUGCUGUCGUUGGACCAGCAUGCUGCCAGGCGUGGGCCCCCAAGGUGGCGCGUGUGUGGCACUGCUGUCGUUGGACCAGCAUGCUGCCAGGCGUGGGCCCCCAAGGUGGCGCGUGUGUGGCACUGCUGUCGUUGGACCAGCAUGCUGCCAGGCGUGGGCCCCCAAGGUGGCGCGUGUGUGGCACUGCUGUCGUUGGACCAGCAUGCUGCCAGGCGUGGGCCCCCAAGGUGGCGCGUGUGUGGCACUGCUGUCGUUGGACCAGCAUGCUGCCAGGCGUGGGCCCCCAAGGUGGCGCGUGUGUGGCACUGCUGUCGUUGGACCAGCAUGCUGCCAGGCGUGGGCCCCCAAGGUGGCGCGUGUGUGGCACUGCUGUCGUUGGACCAGCAUGCUGCCAGGCGUGGGCCCCCAAGGUGGCGCGUGUGUGGCACUGCUGUCGUUGGACCAGCAUGCUGCCAGGCGUGGGCCCCCAAGGUGGCGCGUGUGUGGCACUGCUGUCGUUGGACCAGCAUGCUGCCAGGCGUGGGCCCCCAAGGUGGCGCGUGUGUGGCACUGCUGUCGUUGGACCAGCAUGCUGCCAGGCGUGGGCCCCCAAGGUGGCGCGUGUGUGGCACUGCUGUCGUUGGACCAGCAUGCUGCCAGGCGUGGGCCCCCAAGGUGGCGCGUGUGUGGCACUGCUGUCGUUGGACCAGCAUGCUGCCAGGCGUGGGCCCCCAAGGUGGCGCGUGUGUGGCACUGCUGUCGUUGGACCAGCAUGCUGCCAGGCGUGGGCCCCCAAGGUGGCGCGUGUGUGGCACUGCUGUCGUUGGACCAGCAUGCUGCCAGGCGUGGGCCCCCAAGGUGGCGCGUGUGUGGCACUGCUGUCGUUGGACCAGCAUGCUGCCAGGCGUGGGCCCCCAAGGUGGCGCGUGUGUGGCACUGCUGUCGUUGGACCAGCAUGCUGCCAGGCGUGGGCCCCCAAGGUGGCGCGUGUGUGGCACUGCUGUCGUUGGACCAGCAUGCUGCCAGGCGUGGGCCCCCAAGGUGGCGCGUGUGUGGCACUGCUGUCGUUGGACCAGCAUGCUGCCAGGCGUGGGCCCCCAAGGUGGCGCGUGUGUGGCACUGCUGUCGUUGGACCAGCAUGCUGCCAGGCGUGGGCCCCCAAGGUGGCGCGUGUGUGGCACUGCUGUCGUUGGACCAGCAUGCUGCCAGGCGUGGGCCCCCAAGGUGGCGCGUGUGUGGCACUGCUGUCGUUGGACCAGCAUGCUGCCAGGCGUGGGCCCCCAAGGUGGCGCGUGUGUGGCACUGCUGUCGUUGGACCAGCAUGCUGCCAGGCGUGGGCCCCCAAGGUGGCGCGUGUGUGGCACUGCUGUCGUUGGACCAGCAUGCUGCCAGGCGUGGGCCCCCAAGGUGGCGCGUGUGUGGCACUGCUGUCGUUGGACCAGCAUGCUGCCAGGCGUGGACACCCACGUUUGGCAGGUGCGGCGGUGCUCUACGUGGUGAGGUGUGGUGCUGGGUGGUACGAGCUGGCUCAGAGGCACUAUGCGAGCAGCAUCAAGGGCAAGACGCUCACUGCGCGGGUGCGAGUGCAGCUCACGCAGGCGCUGGAGCAGGUGUUUGGGCCCAUGUGUGGCUGGGCUGUCAACGCCAUGUUCGCCUCUGAGCUGCCCGCUGUCAAAGCACGCUUCGCUGCUGCAGGCGGUUAA